AUAUGAUAUCCCACUCGAGGUCUGUUGGGUCUCGCUAUCGAAAACAGCGUUUCCCUAGGCCGGAUCGUCGUAGAACUGUUGCUGCUUUUGACGCCUCAUGCGUUGAUGAUGAUUACGAUUCGGGUGACGAAAAUUGUUAUUCUCUAACUAAGCGCCCGCGUGAACAUGAUUCUCCUAACCUGCCUAUGAACAGAUCAGUCAAACAGGGCCUAAAAAGUAUAGAAACUAAGACUGCUGCGGUCCAGUCUUUCUCACGGGUCGAUAAGCGGGCAAGGGAUGAACAUAAUGAGCAGGAGAGGAGUAGGCGAAGAGAACUUGCUGUAAUAUAUGAGCUCAUCCGAUGCAGCUUGGUUCCCGAAGAUCUAAAGCGCUUAGACCAUGGAAGUCAGGCCAAAUCAAUCUCUAAGCUUUCUUAUCCCCAAGUUUUGCAAAUUGCUUAUCACGUUGUUAAGGAAGAGCAGCACCACUUGCUUUUGCUUGAACAAACCAUAAACGAUAUUAAGCGCUUGGAGAAGGAGCUUGCCCGUGCCGGCCUUCAUGUUCCCCCGAGGCCUCCCUAUCCUUCCAUAACUGAUUGUUACAAAAAGGUUGUCACCGUUGUCGACGAGGUUCUACGACACGAUAAAAGCGCCCGUACCCCAAAUGGCGUCUACGAUAUGACUCCAGCACAGAGAGCCGCUCAGGGUGAUGAGGAAUUGUUCACUUAG
Molecule: messenger RNA, 707 nt
Organism: Protopolystoma xenopodis
Lineage: Eukaryota; Metazoa; Platyhelminthes; Monogenea; Polystomatidea; Polystomatidae
Source: the annotation of a GenBank genome assembly